AUGGCCUAUAGACAGCUGUUCCUUGUCUCCUGUCUCUUGGCUGUUGUGUUCCUUUCCAUUCUGCAGGAGGGGACUGGUGCGUCAGUGGGCACCAGGCAGGUGGCAGGACAAGAGGCCCAAGAAGGUGUGGAACAGAAGAUUUUCAUGCAGGAAUCAGAUGCCUCGAAUUUCCUCAAAAGGCGCGGCAAGCGGUCCCCCACAUCCCGAGAUGAGAUCAAUGCGGAGAAUAGGCAGAAGCUGCAGGCUGACGAGCUGCGGCGAGAAUAUCACGAGGAACAAAGGAACGAGUUUGAGAACUUUGUGGAGGAGCAAACUGACGAACAGGAAGAGAGAAGCCGGGAAGCUAUUGAGCAGUGGCGCCAGUGGCAUUAUGAUGGGCUGUACCCAUCAUAUCUCUAUAACCGCCACCAAAUCUGACCUCGUCUUGAGAGACCCAGCAGACGGAGCUUGAA
This is a messenger RNA of Diceros bicornis minor, 452 nucleotides long. RefSeq names its product upper zone of growth plate and cartilage matrix associated (gene UCMA). The transcript has 5 exons. Gene Ontology annotation, biological process: embryonic skeletal system development; regulation of osteoblast differentiation. NCBI's taxonomy places the organism in Eukaryota, Metazoa, Chordata, Mammalia, Perissodactyla, Rhinocerotidae. The coding region runs from base 1 to 417 and encodes 138 amino acids. Gene Ontology annotation, cellular component: extracellular matrix. The record is from RefSeq and is a predicted model, not a curated record.